Messenger RNA from Eupeodes corollae, 933 nucleotides. RefSeq lists its product as uncharacterized. The record is from RefSeq and is a predicted model, not a curated record. The transcript is spliced from 5 exons. The coding region runs from base 30 to 902 and encodes 290 amino acids. Lineage: Eukaryota; Metazoa; Arthropoda; Insecta; Diptera; Syrphidae.
UAUUAACAAACAGAAAUAUUAUUAUUCGUAUGCCUGACCAAUGUGAGCAAUUUAAGAAUUAUUCAUUCAAAAUGCUUUGGAUGGAAACGUUUUGUUUUUAUUGUUCUGUUCGAUUAGGUGUUAUUCUUUCUGCUGGGUUUUCCAUUUUUCAAGCUGUGGUUGUGAUUUUAAUACUGGCUUUAUUUGGAUCAUCACUUUUCGCAUCGACAAAACAAUUCAUUGAAAAGAACGAACAACAUAAUCAGGAUGUUUUUAUAUUAAGAGUGAUUGACGAAAUAUCGGGGCGUCCUCAUACGUACUCAAUUGUUUUUAAAGGAUUUUGUGCUUUUCAUGUUAUUUCAAGUGCAUUAGCAAUAUAUGCAGCAUUGAAGCUCCAAAAGGUGCUUCUCAUUCCUUACAUCUGCUCGCAAUUUGUACAAUUUUUAACCUCGCUUGGGACUCACAUUAUCGCAAUGAUAAUUUUAAAAAAAAUUGUUAAUCUUGGAAUUUUGAUUGGAAUGACGUUAGCUGGAGGAUUUUACCUUCUGUUUUUAGGUUAUAGUUGGGCUGGAGCAGUUGGACUCUUUCAAAUCAUUAUCCUCGUCAAUUCACAAAAAUAUAAAAUUUUAUACGGUGAAGAUCCAUUAGCACCAAGAGAAAAAAACAAUAUUUUAAGGAACGACAAUGUAUUCAAAGAAAAUGAUAAGAUAGUGAAAAAUAACAAUUAUAACAAUAUUUAUAACCAGCCUGAUGCUGGUUAUAAGAGAAAACGAUUGAUUGAAGACCAUGCCCCAUGGCAAUAUGGUGGCAGGAUCAUUUCAGUUAUACCCGUGGAUCAGCAAGAUAAUGACGAUGUAGAGUUGAUACAUUUCAAUAAUUGGCAUUGGAAUGAACUUGUAGGUAUGAAAAAAAGUUUUAAAUAGAUCUAAAUAAAAUUCGUUGUACUUACUUGUA